GUUUUAUAGAUAUUGUCUACGGCCACAGGAGUGGAUGCCAAGUGGAAAGAGGGGGGGGGGUUGCGGAAGAUACUAGUAGUGAUGGAGAGAAUGCGAACUCCUCACUGCCUUAGGCUAUACUGUUUAAGCUUACUCCGUACUCGGUACUGAAACCGUUCCUUUUCACUGGCCAGACCUACAGUAGAGGGACCCUAGAGCCUUAGGCGAAGGGGAUGGGGAUUAUUAGCGGGGAAGUCACGUGUGAGUUAUGUCCCCAGAAGCUAAUCCCAAUACGGUCUAAUGAUGUAUUCCCGCCCGUCGCGCGUUCUACAAAGCUCGGCGCGUGUUGGGUCGCGGCACCACUCUAGAAACCUUUUCUGUGAUCUUGUUUAAACCAAAAAGUAGUCCUGACUGGCUUCCCUCGCCGUUUUCAUCGUACAACAGCAGGAAACUCAUCAUGGGUAUUAAGCACCUAUACCAGGUAAUCGCGGAGAAUGCCCCUGAUGCGGUCAAGGCGGGGGAUAUCAAAAACCAUUUUGGCCGAAAGGUUGCUAUAGAUGCCUCCAUGAGUAUCUACAGUUUCCUCAUUGCCGUGCGCUCCGAGGGCCAACAACUCAUGAGCGACACCGGCGAGACCACGUCGCAUCUAAUGGGCAUGUUCUACCGCACUUUGCGAAUGGUCGACAACGGAAUCAAACCCCUUUAUGUCUUCGAUGGAGCUCCGCCAAAACUCAAGUCGGGCGAGCUAGCCAAGCGUACCGCUCGAAAGGCCGAAGCUACUGAGGCUCAUGAGGAGGCCAAGGAAACCGGCACAGCGGAGGACGUUGAGAAGUUUUCACGGCGUACGGUACGGGUUACGAGAGAUCACAAUGCGGAGUGUAAGAAGCUGUUGAAGCUGAUGGGCAUCCCAUACAUCGAUGCCCCCACCGAGGCGGAGGCGCAGUGCGCAGUCCUUGCACGGGCGGGAAAGGUCUAUGCUGCUGCUUCCGAGGAUAUGGACACGUUAUGCUUUGAAGCACCCAUUCUUCUCAGGCAUCUUACAUUCAGCGAACAGCGAAAGGAACCGAUCCUAGAAAUUCAUCUCAGCCGCGUGCUGGAAGGACUCGAUAUGGACCGAAACCAGUUUAUCGAUCUUUGUAUCUUACUUGGCUGCGAUUAUUUGGAGCCGAUUCCCAAAGUUGGUCCCAAUACUGCCCUGAAACUGAUUCGGGAGUUUGGGAGCCUCGAGAAGGUUGUUGAGCAUAUGGAGAGCGAUCCGAAGAAGAAAUACGUUAUUCCGGAAGAUUGGCCGUACCAGGAUGCAAGAGAGCUUUUUCUCAAUCCAGACGUGAGGGAAGCUAGCCACCCAGACUGCGACUUCAAAUGGGAGGCACCAGAUAUUGAAGGCCUUGUGGAAUUCCUGGUGAAAGACAAGGGCUUUAACGAAGAUCGAGUGCGCAACGGCGCAGCCCGGCUCCAGAAGAACUUGAAAACUGCCCAGCAGUCACGUUUAGAGGGCUUUUUCAAACCUGUGGCCCGGACCGAUGAGGAGAAGGCGACCCUCAAACGUAAGCACGACGAGAAACUUCAGGAACAGAAAAAACGCAAAAAGGAGGAGGCUAAGGCCAAGAAGGAGGCCAAGGCAAGACCCCGCGGUGCCGGGUAAGGGACUCGCUCUCCUUAUUCAGCCAAUGUUUUACACGACGAGGAAGUUCUUGAAAAAGCAACGGCUAAGUAGGGGGGUCGUAAAAACCAUGAGAUGGCGUUGGCGUUGCGUGAUAAGCUCACUGGGUUGUCGGAUUUGCUUUC
Molecule: messenger RNA, 1767 nt
Organism: Aspergillus pseudonomiae
Lineage: Eukaryota; Fungi; Ascomycota; Eurotiomycetes; Eurotiales; Aspergillaceae
Gene: fen1
Product: multifunctional nuclease RAD27
Exons: 5
Coding region: 437-1624 (395 amino acids)
Cellular component (GO): nucleus; cytoplasm
Molecular function (GO): 5'-3' exonuclease activity; DNA binding; 5'-flap endonuclease activity
Source: RefSeq, a predicted model, not a curated record